Molecule: messenger RNA, 448 nt
Organism: Aspergillus piperis CBS 112811
Lineage: Eukaryota; Fungi; Ascomycota; Eurotiomycetes; Eurotiales; Aspergillaceae
Exons: 2
Source: RefSeq, a predicted model, not a curated record
CAUGAAUACGCCAAUCUUGGAAACGUCAGCCCCUGAUCACGGCUAUCUCAGCCUACUCUCGCGCCUACUCCAAGAACAGUGGGUAGAACGGUUCGAUGGACACGGCUACGUCGAUGAAGCAGGCUUCGAGAAAGAUGACCUGCGCUCAGUGAUUACAAGCGACCACAGUUACCCAUCCUUCACUGGCCACAAUGUCAAGUAUGAGAUGCUUGUUGUCACCAGCACGACCUAUAGUUGUCCAGUGUUUCUGGCUAUUUCUGGUCCAGAACACGCCGACCAGAAUGAGUUGAUGGCUCUCGUACGUGAAAUUUUCAGACGUGGUGUGUAUUCCCCCGGUGCUGAUUGGCCAAAGUUCGGGGCUGUGCUUCGUGGACACAACAUUACAUUGGAUGCCAUUGAGUUUACUAUCACCCUGCCUCUGAAAACCUUCGAGGUGUAUGACUACUGA